This is a messenger RNA of Epinephelus lanceolatus (giant grouper), 4614 nucleotides long. RefSeq names its product pleckstrin homology domain containing, family A (phosphoinositide binding specific) member 3 (gene plekha3). Gene Ontology annotation, cellular component: recycling endosome; trans-Golgi network; early endosome. NCBI's taxonomy places the organism in Eukaryota, Metazoa, Chordata, Actinopteri, Perciformes, Serranidae. Gene Ontology annotation, biological process: retrograde transport, endosome to Golgi; receptor recycling; endosome organization. The record is from RefSeq and is a predicted model, not a curated record.
UCUCCAUCAGCUGACUGCUCAUAAGUUAGCUGGUCAGUUUAUGAACAUCUUAGCACAAACUAACCGUCAGCAUGAUAUUAUUCUGCCGACACUGCCAGUCAGCUCUCAGUAGUUACCAGCAGUUCACUAAUUUUUAGACACGUAGCAGCUCACGAUGGUGGUUAUUUUCUAACCCGCUGUCAGUCGAGGGAGGGAGAGCGAACGUUAGCUUAACUAGCUUGAGCUACAUCGAGAAGCUAACAGGCUAAGCUAGCCGAUGUGAGGUGCAGCCAUGGAGGGGAUUCUGUACAAAUGGACAAAUUACAUGACAGGCUGGCAGCCACGCUGGUUUGUCCUAGAGAAUGGAGUCAUCUCUUAUUAUGACAGCGAGGACGAUGUUGGUAAAGGAAGCAAAGGAUCUAUCAAGAUGUCCGUGUGUGACAUUAAAGUUCAUCCGACAGAUCCAACGCGUCUGGAGCUGAUAAUUCCUGGUGAGCAGCAUUUUUACGUUCGAGCUGUGAACGCUGCAGAGAGACAGAGGUGGCUGGUGGCUUUAGGCUCGUCCAAAGCUGGAACACUAGACAGUCACAAACACAAAGGUCCAGAUUGUCUGAAGACAAAGAUGUCUGAACUUCGUCUGUACUGCGAUCUCCUCGUCCAGCAGGUCCAAACGAUCCAAUCACAGCACACUGCUGACACAGAGGAAACGCCCACCUCUGAGGCCUCUCUCCUCAGUGCAACCUGUGCAACUUUCAUCAGGACUUUGGAAGAGUGUAUGACCCUCGCCAACCAGAGUUUGACCCCUGACCUCCGACCUCCUGAAAGGAUGAAGAGGUCAAUCAGUCACCCAGGUACAUACAGCUUUGACAGGUCAGGGGUACUUAAGGAGUACUUGAGUGGAGGUCAACGGUCAACUCAGCGCAGAAACCGGACAUGCUCAGACAGCUCUGUUUAUGAUACUGAACGUGUGCUGCCCAGUGUCAACGGCGACUCGUCAUCCAUUCCUGAAGAGAGAGGAGGCAGCAUGAGCCCAAAGACCACACCCACUGACACAGACACUGACCUAUCCAUCUGAAGACCUGACGUCCGUCAGAACCCUGCUGGACUCUGCAAGAGGUCAAGAACAUGCUGAUCAAUAUCAGAGACAGUGACUGCAUCCAGUCGAGAUAUUGACGUCAUCUCUAUUAAACAGAGGAUGAACUGACAGACGUUUGAUCUCCUCAAAGAUUGUCCUUUAUGUACUUUUUUCUCUGAAGUCAGCUGAUUGCCAAACACAUGCACUUUGGAAUCAUAAUACUUUUUUUUCCUGAAGGCUGUCUUAAAGUGUUUCCUUUGCACAGAACACACUGGAGAGACAGAAAACACAGCAGGAAAGACCUGAACCUGAGACAUAGUGAGUAUAGUAUGUGACCUGCUGCGGUAGCCACAUUCAUACAAUAUGGAUACUUUCUGGGAGAUGACUGAAGCCUUGGAGUCUGGAAGGAGUGUGACCCGAGGAUCAAAUCCUGGAAAAAUCUGUGAACAAAGUGAGUGAAAGUUGAGUUUAACCUGGGUUUCCUUUGUGGCAUCCAGACUCUGAUUGUAGUCGGCAGCUCCCUGGUACAGUAUGAAUAACUGGACUGAUUGUUCACUGCUUUAAAUGGACCAGAGAAUGUGCAGGAAAUGUUCAAUUUUGGAGGUCGUGGUGUCUUCUGAAGUUUGUUUUUGUGGCAUUUUGAUAAGUCAUUGAAAUCAAGUCUGUAUUUUCUGCCUUUUCCACAUACUCAAGAGCUUGCCUCACUUUAUCUUUCCUUGGGAACUUCUUCCAGGCCUUUAGGUAAAAGGAAGAACUCUGUCCCUCUUCCUGUCGGCUUCUUGUGUUUGAGGUUGUUAGCAGCGAGGUGUGAGUGUAGCUGAGGAAGAAACCAGUCUGAUAAACGGUGUUUCUCGAAGGUUCCUGAAGCCAGUUAUCCUUUACAGUAUACUCACAGCGAGCUUCAGAUGCCAAAGUUUGCACAAAUGUAAUGAUCUACAUUAAAUGUGCCAUCAUUGUUUUCUCCAAGCAAAGCUUCUUCUCCAUAGUUAACUAGUCAUGAUCAGCCAGUUUGAAAACUCCAGUAAGAUCUGCAGCUCUUUGCUUGAGGAGGGUUUUUUUGUUUUUUUGUUUUCCUCUGCACUCCAAAGACAAGUCAGAUCUGGUGAAUGGAGUCUCUAAAUUGCAGAACAGUGUGAAUGUGUGCAAGUUACUGCCUUUUUAUGUUUGCAUUUCUUGUGUGUUUUCUUGCCUUUGUUUUUAGUGAUGAAUUCCAGCCAAAUGUGACCCUGAAGAGACAGAAAGUACGGUGGCCCUGAGAGCUCAAUAUACUGCAACUUAAGAAAACACAACAGACAAAUUAAGAUACACAUUAACAAAUCUGUUUUGUUGUGCUGCACAUGUAUGAGGCAUGCUCUCCUUUAUUUGAUGGUGUUUUAGCUAUAUGCUUUCUUCAGUCGCAGUGUAAUGAGCUUUCAGGGCCGCCGUAAAUAAGUGCUUUAAUUAAGUGCAUAAAAGAAUGAACUUGGAUCGUGAUUGAAGUUCAACUGUGAAUUCAGAUGAUGCCUUUUGCACACAUGGUAGUAUGUCUUUCUCUGUAGCUGCACUUUACCCAGCCAAAGCUGCGUCUGUUAGCAUUAGUAGAAUGCAAAACCUUUUUACAUUUAAUUUUCUGGUGUAAAACAAAUUAAUCAUUUCACUGAAUAGCAAAUCUAAGCAGUAAUAACUCGGCGGUGUCUGCAAACCAAGCACCAAUUUGUGGAUCUAGUUUUCUGUCUUGAUAAAUCACCUCUUAAGUCUGCACCUUGUGGUCUUGUGACCUGCUUUGCUGUUUAAACACAUGCAGAAGACAUCAUCCGAACACAAAGUAAACAAUCGUGACGUAAACAGUCAACAAAAGACAAAACUACACUGACCUUGUUUCUGUUUCGUAGGGACAGAGAUUUCUUGUGGUGUAAUUUCGAUGAAGAAUCUUCACCUUAAAAACAUUUAAGGAGAAAGUUCAGUCCUUCACAAAUGUCAGCUUUGGCCAAAAACAUGUUUGUUGCUGUUGUGCAUUUAAAAUUAACUUUUAAGACACUUUAAUGUGAAUUAAAAAUGUCUUCUUUUUUUUUUGGCCUGGUGAAUUACGUCCAAACAGACUAACUGCAGCUGUCAAAUCCCAAAUGAUAAAUCUCUCCACCAAUCAGUUACCUUCACAUUCAGUUAUAAGAGAACAUAAAAUAAACAACACCAAACACAUAGAGUAACCUUUCAGUGUGUAGGUGUGGUUGUUUAGCACUUUAGAUUUAAAAACUGUGUCCUUUUUUUAAUGUUAGCACUCUGAAAAAAGUGAUAAAGGUACUGUGGUGGAUAACAGUAACGAUGAUUGUGAAAUAUUUUUGUUUCUGGUGGGCCAUAUUUUUGAAGGGAUGUUUUGGAGUUGCAGCAGCCUUAUAUGUGACAUUAAUAGUAUUUAAAACGUACAAGACUUCUUGUAUUACUCUCACCAAAAUGUGUGUUCAGUAUUUGUUAUGAACACACUCAGACUGUGUUUUCUUGAAUUUCACAUCCCUUUCUUUGAAUACUGUGAAGAAUAUGUUUCUCCAGAGGUUGUAAAAACAAAAAAGCCACUGCAGGUUUAAUUUCCCGCGCAUGCUGGCUACAUGUCCAGCUUCUGAUGUGAGAUAACUUGUGAUUUUACAAUUAUUUAUAACAGCAUGGUAGUUCUAUAAUUUAUCUUGAAAUGAUCAUUUAUAUUCCUCUUGCCUAUCAGAUUAUUUUAUUUAUGGUUCAAAUGAUGGAUUUUGCAGGAGAUUGUAAAGCAGUUAAAAAUAAUUUGUGAACAAAUAUUAUAUAAGAAUGACACAUAUUUAAAGAGGGAGAGGAGAUCAACAUACAUUAUAUGGCUAUUUCAAAUGACCAUUUGCUGUAAAAUUUAUCCCCACAUAAAUUAAUGUUUUUAUAAUUCAUUUUUUUUCAGCAACUUUUAAAUAAUGAAUACAAGAAUGCUCAUGAUUGUGAAUGUUUUCUAGCCAGUGUUUUGGAAGUUUUAACACCCUUCAUUUUGAUUUUAUUGUUCCCUUUAAAAGGACUAGUUCAACAUUUUGGGAAAUUUGCUUCUCUGCUCUCUUGCUGAGAAUUAGGAGAUGGUUACCAUUCUCAUAUUUGUUCUGUAAUUAAUGUGAGAUAUACCAUGUUUAUAGGUGAGUUUUGAUUGUGUUCGUUGUUGGAUUUUGUUAUUUGGGUGCAGCCAGGCUUGCGGUUUCCCGUGUUUCCACUCUUUAUGCUAAGAUAAGCUAACUAGCUCCUGGCUCUGUCUUCAUAUCUGCGGAACAGACAGAGUGGUAAUAAUCUGCUCAUUUAAGAGAGUGGACGAUCUUUUGUUUUUUGUUGUUUUUUUUUUUUUGCCAAAAUGUGGGACUAUUCCUUUAAGUCACUGAGUUAAACUGCUGAAUUAAAACUGAAUCAUAUUUUCUUUUCAUUAUUCUUUUUCAUAAUUUUUGUUUCAUUGGCAGCCUGUUCAGUUUUUGGACAAACCAGCAGAGAGAUUUUCAUGCCUUAAGUGUCUCUGCACGAAGUAACGUGUGUGGUUGUAUCAGACUUUUCAUUGUCUUAAUAAAUAAAAAAUAUUUUAAACUGAA